AUGAUGUUCAAACACCUCCUUGCCCUAGCAUCUCUCUCAACCCCCAUCCUCACAGUUUCUAUAUCACCAAAUUACUCCAACACUUCCUCCCACCAAACCCCCAACUACACUUUCGACCAACUCUACAACCUCACAAACCGCUUCCUCCAAAACCACAUGUACCCCCUCAACAUCGCCCAAUCCCUGUCCAUAAACUCUUCUCUGCUCAGUGAAGACAUCUUAGGUCGUGUAGACGCCACCCGCGACUACGCAGGCCGCGAACUCAACACUGAAUACCUCUUUGGCCUAUUCGCCAACAUUGCUCUAAAUCCUGAUGCUUUUACUCUGCUGGGCUAUCCAGUAAACUAUACGUUCACACGGUUUCUGGGCAGUGGCAAUGUGGUCAGUUUUGCAGCUGUGGUGGAGUACAUGUUGCCAGUCACCAAAACGACCAUACCCCAAGAAUUGGAUUUCUGGGUCACGUAUAAUGACAAAGGGGAGAUUUCGCAAUAUGAUGGGAAAGCAAAUCACAGANUCCACCAAAACAUGGUUCCCCUACGUCCAGACGUACAUUGCCCACACAUUGGUCCCUCGGGCGGAGGCAUGUGUGUAGACGACCGCACCUACAUCGGCAACCUCGAGGAAAAUUACUUCGUCAACACGCCAUUCCUGGAUCCCAAACUUGCGGUUGGAGAUUUUCCCUAA
Messenger RNA from Aureobasidium uvarum, 684 nucleotides. The record is from the annotation of a GenBank genome assembly. NCBI's taxonomy places the organism in Eukaryota, Fungi, Ascomycota, Dothideomycetes, Dothideales, Saccotheciaceae.